This is a messenger RNA of Myotis myotis, 2113 nucleotides long. RefSeq lists its product as uncharacterized. Bases 1 to 564 code for a protein of 187 amino acids. The transcript has 4 exons. Lineage: Eukaryota; Metazoa; Chordata; Mammalia; Chiroptera; Vespertilionidae. The record is from RefSeq and is a predicted model, not a curated record.
AUGCCGAAGGGGCGGCGCGGCCGCCAGAGCCCCACGAUGAGCCAGCGGCCGGCCCCGCCCCUCUAUUUCCCGUCCCUCUACGACCGCGGGGUCUCCACGUCCCCGCUGAGCGACUUCAAUAUCUGGAAGAAGCUCUUCGUACCGCUGAAGGCGGGCGGGCCGGCGGGGGGCCGGUCCCUGCCCCAGGCGCCCCCGGCCCCGAUGCCCCUGCCGCCACCCCCGGGCCUGGGUCCCCCCAGCGAGCGCCCGUGCCCCCCGCCCUGGCCCUCUGGCCUGGCCUCCAUCCCCUAUGAGCCUCUGCGCUUCUUCUACUCGCCGCCGCCAGGGCCCGAGGUGGCUGCCUCGCCCCUGACCCCUGGCCCCACGCCCUCCCGGCUCGUCUCCGCCUCCCACCCCGAGGAGUUGUGCGAACUGGAGAUCCGCAUUAAGGAGCUGGAGCUGCUCACCAUCACUGGGGACGGCUUCGACUCUCAGCGCUAUAAGUUCUUGAAGGCGCUGAAAGAUGAGAAGUUACAAGGACUGAAGACCAGGCAGCCUGGAAAGAAGUCAGCCUCUUUCUGCUGAGGCGCUGCCCACCAGAGCCUGGGCAGCCACCUCCUUAGGUGUUCUGUAGACAAUGGGAAGCAAAGGAGGGUUCACCCUGCUCGGGCUCUUGAUCAUCCUUUCUGUCCUCUGUGAUUCAGAUGUGCAAUAGGACCUAUCUUUAUCUUGUCAGCAUUGAUAUAAAAUGGAGAAGGAAAAAAUAAUCCAGCAAAACCUGAAGUCUACCUAGCAAAGAGGACCCCUAAGAACAUGAACAGGAGCAGAAUUGAUUUUCACAUCAGAGAACCAAAGGCAAUUUGCAUCCGAUGUAGCCGGUUCUUGUGUUCAGUGUCACUGCUAAUGCCUGGUUGCCCCACCUACCUGGGCUUAAGGUGUGCGGCUGCUGUCUCUCCCUGGAUUAUGUGGGCUUCUGGCGGUGGGUCAGCCACUGAGCAGGGAGCAGCUUUAGUGAGGGCACCUUACCCAAAGGUCACAGGCCAGAGCGCAAAUAGUUGAGGUUUUGCAGGCCAAGAGACAAAUUCAAGGAUAUUCUGUAGGCUUUUAUAUAAAUAAUGAGAGAAAACAAAUACAGAUGUUCAAUUGACAAAAUUUGAAAUGUUACAAUUGAGUACAGUUAUUUGUGAUACAGACCUACUAAUGGGAAGAAUGGAAUUCUUUUUGGGAGAAUAACAUUUUGCAUACUUGGGUUUCAGAAAUUUGUGUUCCCUCUCGUCCAAUUGGUCACAAGUAUUCAUCUGUUAGUGCUGAUCUGUAAUGAGAUGUUCUGUAGUUCAUCUUUGAAAAUGUCUUUUCACACAGGGAGCUACCACCAAAUACUGACUAUUAAUCCAUGAGAAUAUGAUUUCAUAGAGCAGAUGUUGCUGGGCAGGCAUUUAUAGAAUUUUGUUAACUUAUUCAACUUCCAGUUGAAAUGGUUAAUUAAGACAGUUAUAUGGAUUUUUAAAUACGGAAAUUUCUUUUGCACUUGCAUCAGGGUCCAAAAACUGUUGCUAGAAUUGUAGUUUUGUCAGCAGGGGACAAGGGGAUCUCUGCACCCUCAGUUCUUGUCUUGCUUAUGGGGAAUAAUUCAAACAAGAGACAACAACAGCCAAAGCAGACGAGGAUUUAUUUGUAGGAAAGCGAUACACUCAGAGAGGACAUGAGCAGGCAAUUUAGCUGGCUGAGACCAAACUGAGUGCCCCUGAUAUUGGGGAGUUUAGAGGAUCUAUAUGCCUAGAUUGGCAUGCCCCAAGCAAGGAGCUAGUCACACCCUCUCUCGUAUCUCACAUAGGCGCUUGCUUCCUCCAUUAUCUAUUUUCAGUUUGUUACAUCUCACUCUUAUUUCCUCUCUGUCCCAGCUUAGAGGUCCGCCCAGAGGUCAGCUGCCUCUCCCAGCCUCUCCCAGCUUAUAUCUUUCUCUCUGCCUACUCUUAACAAUCUGAGUUUGGAAAAAUCUACCUGCUGCAAGUGUGUGUGGGAAAGGAAGCAUGCUGGCCUCUGCCCCGUGGUCAUGGAGAUGGUGGGCUUCCUUCUGCAGCCAGGAGGGCAAGUGAGUGCUGGUCUACCAGAUUCUGACAGCUCUUCUUCCUGA